Messenger RNA from Eruca vesicaria subsp. sativa (arugula), 2672 nucleotides. NCBI's taxonomy places the organism in Eukaryota, Viridiplantae, Streptophyta, Magnoliopsida, Brassicales, Brassicaceae. The record is from the annotation of a GenBank genome assembly.
AUGGACCUCAAGCUUAAGCUCAGGCCAAGCUUCUUCUUCUACUUUCUUAUUUACAUCUUUCUUCUCCAAAAAGCUGAUUUGGGAUCAGCAUUUAAUCCUAAAUGCAUAUCCACCGAGCGCAAAGCUCUUCUCACCUUCAAACAAUCACUCACUGAUCCUUCUGGUCGACUUUCUUCUUGGUCCGGACCUGAUUGCUGCAACUGGCGCGGUGUUCUCUGCGACGACAGAACCAGCCAUGUCAUCAAGAUUGACCUCAGAAACCCAAAUCAAACACUUAAGAUCUUUGAGUAUCAUGAUGAUCAUAAAGAGGGUAGCUUAGGGGGAAAGAUACAUCCGUCUUUGACCCGUCUCAAGUUCUUGAGCUAUUUGGACUUGAGUUCAAAUGAUUUCAACUUCACGGAGAUUCCUGAGUUUAUCGGCCAAAUAGUUACUCUAAGGUAUCUGAAUCUUUCUUUCUCAUCGUUUUCCGGUGAAGUUCCUGUGAGUCUUGGGAAUUUGUCGAAGCUGGAGACUCUUGAUCUGAACGCUCAGUCGUUUAUUGACAAUGAUGAAGCUCCAACUUCGUUUACUUUGCGCGCAAGCAACGUUGGGUGGCUUUCGGGUUUGUCUUCUUCACUUACUUACCUAAACAUGGGGUAUGUGAGUCUGAGUGGUAUCAGUGAAACCUGUUUACAGGAUUUCAGUAGACUCUCGAACCUGAAGGAGUUGUAUUUGUUCAACUGUGAGCUCAAGAACUUACCUCUCUCUUUGCCUUCGUCUGCGAAUCUGAAGCUCCUUGAAGUUCUUGAUAUGUCUCAAAACUCUUUCAGUUCGCCAAUACCCAACUGGAUAUUUGAUCUCACGAGCCUCCGAAAGCUAUUCUUCCAAUUUGCUAAUCUCAAGGGCUCAAUUCCUUCCGGGUUCAAGAACCUGAAGCUUCUAGAGACGCUAGAUCUGUCUAAUAAUCUGGAACUCACGGGAGAAAUUCCAGCGUUAUUUGGAGAUCUUCCUCAACUGAAGUAUCUUGACCUUUCUGUAAACUAUUUCGAAGGUCAAAUCCACAGGUUUCUUGAGGCCUUCUCCAAAAACAAAGGAAAUAUCUUGGUCUAUCUCAAUCUUAACCACAACCAUUUAAAUGGGACAUUGCCUGAGUCGCUUGGAACACUGAGGAAUCUACAGAUUCUGGAUCUUUCAUUGAAUUCCUUCACGGGUUCGAUCCCUUCUUCCGUAGGAAACAUGGUGUCAUUGAAGAAACUUGAUCUCUCUUACAAUUCCAUGGACGGAGAAAUUGAUUCAAGCUUGGGGAAGCUUGAGGAGCUUGUGGAUCUAAACUUGAUGGCAAACAGGUGGGAAGGUGUUCUGCUAAAGCCUCAUUUCGUCAAACUUAGAAGCUUGAAAAGCUUCCUUCUCACAACUGAACCAAACAGAUCACUCGUCAUCAAUCUGCCAUCGACAUGGGUUCCUCCUUUCAGACUGGAGAAGAUCAACAUCGAGAACUGCCAGAUGGGACCAUUGUUUCCAAUGUGGCUUCAAGUACAAAACAAACUCAACUCCGUCACACUCAGGAACAAUGGGAUUGCAGAUAAACUACCCAACAGCUGGCUCUCAGGAAUAGCUUCUGAUGUAACUGAACUGAUUCUAGCCAACAACAGAAUCAAAGGUACACUACCUCAAAAUCUUGUCUUCCCAAAGUUAAACACCAUUGAUUUGAGCUCCAACAACAUCGAAGGCCCUUUUCCUCUCUGGACAACAACCGCAGUAGAUAUAUAUCUUCACCAGAACAACUUCUCGGGUCCUCUUCCACUUAACAUUGAUGUCUUAAUGCCAAGAGUGAGAAGGUUAUACCUCUUUGACAACACCUUCAUCGGAGAAAUCCCGUCGUCUCUAUGCGAGGCCACCAGACUGAACAUCCUCGAUAUAAGAAACAAUCGUUUCUCUGGAAGUUUCCCUAAAUGCUGGCAUGAAUCGUCCGAGCUUUAUUACAUUGACGCAUCUGAGAAUAACAUAUCAGGCGAAAUACCAGAAUCUCUCUGUGACUUACCCGAUCUCACUCUCUUGCAUCUGAACCAAAAUGCAUUUGAAGGUAAUAUCCCAAAGUUGUAUCCUAACUGCGUUCACAUUGAACACAUUGAUUUUUCAGGAAACAACUUAAACGGAAAAAUCCCAACUGAAAUCUUCGACUCCUCUUUCCUUCGAAUCUUGAAUUUAUCAAGAAACUCCAUCGAAGGAAGCAUCCCCCAAGUAAAUUGGAAAUUUGGUCACUUGGAGACACUUGAUCUAUCAAGAAACAGGCUUUCUGGUGCCAUUCCUCAGAGCUUGGUAGCAAUGUCUUUUCUCCAAACACUGAAUCUUUCGUACAAUAAACUGGAGGGGAGAAUACCUAAGAAUCUGAAGUUUAAAGAUCCCUCCAUUUACAUUGGAAAUGAGUUACUCUGUGGGAAACCACUUCCUAAAAAGUGUUAGCAGAACGUUGUAACUAAUUGAGCAUAAGGUGCUAAGACAAUGUAUCUGUUUACUUUCCUCACGUGUUUUCUCAAGAAAAACAAUUUCUCUUCUCUGCUUGUAUCAAAUUCAAAAUCUACCCUGGGAAUGUAUAUAUAUUUCAAAAUAUACCUCUACAUUUUACGUGUUAACCUAAUAGAACCUACCUUUUACUGGUAGAGUGAACAACGAAGAAACCGAGUCCGAUGCGA